Anopheles funestus (African malaria mosquito) is the source of this 501-nucleotide messenger RNA. Its product is annotated as protein GVQW3-like. The record is from RefSeq and is a predicted model, not a curated record. The transcript has a single exon. Lineage: Eukaryota; Metazoa; Arthropoda; Insecta; Diptera; Culicidae. Bases 1 to 501 code for a protein of 166 amino acids.
AUGGAGGUACCCCUCGCGUCAGCGUCCAAGUGCGAAUUGCGUUCUGUAAUACGUUUUUUGAGUGCGAAAAAGGUGACACCUAUUGAAAUCCAUCGUCAACUAGUUGAAGUUUACGGGGAAAAGUGUAUGGACAUAAAAAACGUGCGUAAGUGGAGCCGCGAGUUCAAUUCCGGGCGCACUAAUGUUCACGACGAGGAGAGAAGUGGCCGACCGUCGGUCUCGGAUGCGAUUGUUCAAGCAGUGGAGGCAGAAAUGAUCAAAAACCGCCGAGCGACAAUUAGGGACUUGGAAGAGAAGCUUGAAGGAGUGUGUAGCAGCGAAACAAUCCGUCAUAACCUUGUGAACAACUUGCAGAAGUUUGAAAGUGACGCGGAGGUUCAGAAAGAGGUCAACACCUGGCUGCGCGAGGCGGACGGAGAGUGGUAUUCUGCCGGCAUAGACAAGCUCAUCGUGCGGAUGCGCAAGGUGUUGGAAAAAAAUGGCGAUUAUGUAGAAAAGUAG